AUUUCACCUCAUUUUCGAUUUCGGCAACCAUGUACCAAUCAGCCAAUCAGCCGGCAUGUUUUGAUUAUGCCGGUUUACGAGUACGAUUGUAAGAUUAUGCACGAGUUAGCAGACUUGUGCGUGUUUGAUUACAUUUCCAAUGCAUUGUAACUGCAGCGUACCGUUAUGGCACUUCAUGAUGUCCGAGUGACUUUUGAGGAAGGACUUGCGUUCUCAUCUUGACUGUCAGCAUGUGUAGAAUGGCUUUUACGAGACUGUUUUUGAGACGGACAUUUCGGCACACGAAUACCAGUUGGCCUUUCUGCAGUAAAACGAAUAAAAUCCCGACGAGGAGCUCGUCUACCGGUGCGACUGUCUCCUCCGUGGAUCCCUUGAAGCAGAAAAUAUUCAACAUUUUUCGCUUUUACGAAGAUGUAGUCGGCCUCACUGAAGUGAAAGCUGCACAAAAUAGAGUUAUCCAGGCAGAGCAAAAAUUCAUGUUAACUCAGGAAGAACGGAGAAAAAGACAGCAGAAACUCUUAGAACUCCAGGCCAGAUUGAAGGAAAUCCACGCCCAACUUGACAAGACCCAUCGGGGAGAAGAUCGUUAUCUCACAUUAAUUACGCAGGAACACGCCAUAAUUCGGGAGGAACGGACCGUCCUCCAAGAGUUCCACAACCUUGAGAAGGACGAACGGGACUACUUCUCCGCCCUCUCUCGAGCGCUGCGGGAAAGCCACGAAAAAGAACGCGCUCAGGGGGAACGUACCAAGUACUGGUCCAUCAUCGGCUCCAUCUGCGGAGCCGCCAUCGGCAUCAUCGGUGCGACCAUCAACAACCGAAUACGCUUCAACCAGCUGAGAGACCUCGUCGAACGUUCCUCGAGUCAGUCGGAGGUGCAACUCCUCGUCGCUAACCUCUCCGACGAGUUCAAAAAGCACUGCGUCCAAGUCGGCGAAUUCCUGGAGGGCGUGCGGAGGUCCUUCGGAUUGGCCGCGGAGCAGGUACGGGACAGGAUCGAGCGAGGGUCCGAGGAGCUGGGAAGUUCCGCGGCGUCCAAGGAGGUCGAAGGAGAAGUCGACCUCAAGCUACGCGAAGUCCUGGAGCUCGUGAAAGGGCAACGGGAUUUUUUUGCGAAAGAGACCAAAGAGAUUAAAGCGCUGUUGGCGGCACAGAGGGCCCUGGAGGAAGGCGAAGACGCUCCUAAGGUAGCAGCCGUGUACAUUGGUGAGGACGUGCGAGAGAUUGUGAGUGACUCGCAGAGACAGAUUGAGUGGAGAAUCAAGAUAAACUCUUUAGCAACGGUAGCUCUCAUCUACGGUGCCCUGGCUCUUGCGGUACCACUCAUAGCAGCUUUUUUCAAGGGGUCUUGAGACUUGGCGAGGCGUCACUUAGUUUGGUUAUGCAAUGAAAUAGCCUAGAUACGGAUUUAGGAAUUAUUGUGUGUUAGUGCUACCGUAUUGACUCGCAUAAUUUGCGCACUUUUUUUUAGUCCGAAACCUAGCGCCAUAAAAAUUUUGUUUAUUACGUACAAGGGGCUAAGACUUGGAUCUUAGGACUCAAGUCCCAGUGUACAAAAGCUUUCAGUCAUAGUCGAGCCAUUGUCAGAAUUAAGCUUUGCCUACUCACAUUCCUUGCCGACUCUCGGCACUGUGAUCUUUCACUUGCAAUGGUAUUGGCCACCUAAUGUUACUGUAGACUGCUGUAGUCAUAGAAAUUGUGACGUAGAUGUAUAAACGUGUUUACGUGGUAGUGCAUUAGCAUAUGUAUGUAAUGGCCCUCACACAUUUUUGAAUUGGGUAAACUGAGCUUUACCAAAUGAUCUUUCUUCGUCUCAAUCUUACCCUUUACAUUUUGCGCAACCGCUGCCACUGUUUUCUUCUUUCUUUUUUUUAAAACACAUAUUGCAGAUAUUGCAAACCGUGGUGUGGAAAUGACCAUGGUAACUGCUACACCUUGCAUACUUUGUGAAGUGAUUCACAACCAUGAUACAAGCUUUGUGAAGAGUUAUAUACCAAUUCUUGUGAAGUUGUUAAUUACUGUUGAAAAAAAAAUAAUAAUAAUAACUGUGUGCACAGCUGCACUGUUACAUGCAGGAAUUGAAGUGAGGAAGUUUGUUGGACGUCAUACCCACUGUUGCUAAACGUGACGAAGAGCAGUAAAAAUAAAGUUGAAGAAAACUC
Messenger RNA from Ornithodoros turicata, 2162 nucleotides. RefSeq names its product mitochondrial potassium channel-like. NCBI's taxonomy places the organism in Eukaryota, Metazoa, Arthropoda, Arachnida, Ixodida, Argasidae. The transcript has 3 exons. The record is from RefSeq and is a predicted model, not a curated record. The coding region runs from base 231 to 1352 and encodes 373 amino acids.